This is a messenger RNA of Lathyrus oleraceus (garden pea), 2148 nucleotides long. Its product is annotated as proline-rich extensin-like protein EPR1. The transcript has 2 exons. NCBI's taxonomy places the organism in Eukaryota, Viridiplantae, Streptophyta, Magnoliopsida, Fabales, Fabaceae. Gene Ontology annotation, cellular component: plasma membrane. Bases 356 to 2119 code for a protein of 587 amino acids. The record is from RefSeq and is a predicted model, not a curated record.
UUCUUUUUUUCUAUCAUAAUCACAUUGGUAUGUUGGAUCAUCAGAUUUUAACAUAACCCUGUGACCCUUAAUAUAAAAUAGGUCGUAUGUAGAUAUAAUUGGUAAAAUUAUGUUCUCACAAACAUGCAAACCAAGAGUUUCUGAUUCCAUUGGCCCCUUGAUGUAUGCUUUUUUCACUGUUGACACUCUAUGUUGUAUUAUUAGUGAUGUUGCAUCUGCAAGAAGUGUACAUUUCCUCUUGCACCAUAUCUUUUGCAUCUCUCAACUAUUACAUUUCAACCAAAUCACCUUAUCAUAAGACACAAACCAUAGUCCAUAAAUAACAAGCUAAAACUCUCAACCAAAUCAUCUUACAAUGGCUGCAGUGUUUUGGGCAUUGGCUUUGGCAAGCCUGUGCUACCCUUUAGCUUCGAUUAAUGCUCAAUCACAUGCCGCUGCACCAUCAAAGUGGCCAACCACAAGCCAAUCUGCACCCUCCACAUUGGCAACCACAACUCCGUCUGCAGCUUCUAAAUGGCCAAUUGCAACUUCUCCAUCUGUAGCCAAACAACAACCUGUUGUGGCAGCAGCAACUCCUGAUAGUAGUACAAAGAUACCAUAUGUGGCAGCUUCUCCUACAUGGAACAAACCCCCAACCACGGUCACGGCAGCAGCACCUUCCAAAUUACCAACCAUAAUAAUCCCGGCUGCACCUUCCAAGGCGCCGGUUCCAAAAGUCACAACUCCAACCGCGCCUUGGACGUCACAGAUACCCAAAGUCACAACUCCAACCGCGCCUUGGACGUCACCGAUACCCAAAGUCACAAUUCCAACCGCGCCUUGGACGUCACCGAUACCCAAAGUCACAACUCCAACCGCGCCUUGGACGUCACCGAUCCCCAAAGUCACAACUCCAACCUCGCCUUGGACGUCACCGAUCCCCAAAGUCACAACUCCAACAUCUUCGCCAUGGAAGUCACCGAUCCCCAAAGUCACAACAACUCCAACAUCUUCGCCAUGGAAGUCACCAAUCCCCAAAGUUACAACAACUCCGACAUCUGCUCCUGUGAAGUCACCGGUUCCUAAAUUAACAUCUCCAACAUCUUCCCCUGUUAAGUCACCAGUUCCAAAAGCUUCAACUCCGACAUCCGCUCCCGUGAAACCGAUAGUUCCAAAAGCUACAACCCCGACAUCCGCUCCCGUAAAAGCGCCAGUUCCAAAAGCUACGACUCCGGCUUCUGCUCCUUUGAAACCACCAGUUCCAAAAGCUACCACUCCAAUAUCUGCUCCUUUGAAACCACCGGUUCCAAAAGUUAUCACUCCAAUAUCUGCUCCUUUGAAACCACCAGUUCCAAAAGCUAUCACUCCAACAUCUGCACCUGUGAAACCAAUAGUUCCAAAAGUAAAACCUCCAACAUCUGCACCUGUGAAAUCACCAGUUCCACACCCUCCAAAACCCGCUCCUGCAAAACUGCCAGUCCCCAAGGUUACACCAGCAUUAAGCCCUAAAAUCCCAUCUCCUAAAAGUCAUCCACCACCACACCCACCCAAAAAAGCACCUGUUUCUCUACCACCCGUUUCGCUUUCACCAUUACCACUGCCACCAGCUUCUUUACCACCAAAGGUAUCCCCAGCCCCUGCAAAAGCCCCAAAAGCACCAGCACCAGCCAAGGAAACACCAGCACCAGCACCUGCACACAAAAAGAAAGCACCAGCACCAGCACCAGCACCACAUCACAAAAAGAAAGCACCAAUAUCAUCACCCGUUCCUUCCCCAGCAGUUAUCCCACCAUCACCUGCACCAACGCCUGCAAUAGACACACCAUCAUCAGCACCAGCACCAGCACCCGAAGAUGACGCGCCAGAACCACCACCCCACAAGCACAGGAGAAGAAGACACAAGCAUAAGCAUAAGAGACAUCACACACAAUCUCUAGCUCCAGAACCUACAAGUUCAACAAUCAUCAGGAGGAGUCCUCCAGCACCACUAGCUGAUGAUACUACUCCAGCGGAUUCAGAUGAAACACCAUCACCAGCACCCAGUCCCAACACAAAUGGUGCAUCAUCACACCAAGGGCAAUGGAGAGAAAUGCUGUCAACUAGUGUACUUACUAUUGCCAUUUUGUUAUGUGUCACUUGAGUACCUGCAUCAGAUGCCAUAUAUACCAA